Peromyscus eremicus (cactus mouse) is the source of this 737-nucleotide messenger RNA. It is a transcript of the gene Psme2, whose product is annotated as proteasome activator subunit 2. The record is from RefSeq and is a predicted model, not a curated record. Lineage: Eukaryota; Metazoa; Chordata; Mammalia; Rodentia; Cricetidae. The transcript is spliced from 10 exons. Gene Ontology annotation, cellular component: nucleoplasm; cytoplasm; proteasome activator complex. Gene Ontology annotation, biological process: positive regulation of endopeptidase activity; regulation of proteasomal protein catabolic process; regulation of G1/S transition of mitotic cell cycle. Gene Ontology annotation, molecular function: endopeptidase activator activity. The annotation marks the transcript as partial.
CCCACGUCUGCUUACUGCUGUCUGCAGGUGGAUGUCUUCAGACAAAAUCUUUUCCAGGAGGCUGAUGACUUCCUCUCUACAUUCUUGCCACGGAAAAUCAUAUCCCUGAGUCAGCUCCUGCAGGAGGAUUCCCUCAAUGUGGCUGACCUCUCCUCCCUCCGGGCUCCUCUGGACAUCCCCAUCCCAGAUCCCCCACCCAAGGAUGAUGAGAUGGAAACAGACAAGCAGGAGAAGAAAGAAGUCCCUAAGUGCGGCUUCCUCCCCGGGAAUGAGAAGCUUUUGGCCCUGCUCGCUCUGGUUAAGCCAGAAGUCUGGACUCUCAAAGAGAAAUGCAUUCUGAUAAUCACCUGGAUCCAGCACCUGAUCCCCAAGAUUGAGGAUGGUAAUGAUUUUGGGGUGGCAAUUCAGGAGAAGGUGCUGGAGAGGGUGAAUGCUGUCAAGACCAAAGUAGAAGCCUUCCAGACAACCAUUUCCAAGUACUUCUCGGAACGUGGGGAUGCUGUAGCCAAGGCCUCCAAGGAGACCCAUGUAAUGGAUUACCGGGCCUUGGUGCAUGAGCGAGAUGAAGCAGCCUAUGGGGAGCUCAGGGCCAUGGUGCUGGACCUCAGGGCCUUCUACGCUGAGCUAUAUCAUAUCAUCAGCAGCAACCUAGAGAAAAUCGUCAACCCAAAGGGUGAAGAGAAGCCAUCUAUGUACUGAGCUAAGGACUAGAAGGAAAAUAAAUGACUUAUACUUUA